This is a messenger RNA of Linum trigynum, 3489 nucleotides long. The record is from the annotation of a GenBank genome assembly. NCBI's taxonomy places the organism in Eukaryota, Viridiplantae, Streptophyta, Magnoliopsida, Malpighiales, Linaceae.
AUGGACAUACUCUUCGCUCAGAUCCAAGCGGACCUCCGCUCCAACGACGCUCUCCGCCAGUCGGGAGCCAUACUGCAAGCCCUCCAGCAGUCAGCCGCCGGCCGAGAUGUCUCCGUCAUCGCCAAGACCGCCGUCGACGAGAUCGUUGCCGCGCCGGCCUCCGCCAUCUGCAAGAAGCUCGCCUUCGACUUGAUUAGAUCCACUCGAUUGACCGCCGAUCUGUGGGACAACGUCCGCGUUGGAGUCCGGAACGACCUCCACUUCCCCGACCCGGACGUCACCGCCGCCGCCAUCUCCAUCCUCGCUGCCAUGCCGUCCUACUCCCUCUCCAAAGUCAUCACCGACUGCAGCACCGAGAUCGCCAGCUGCUUCGAUUCUCUCAGCGAUAACCUCCGGUUCUCGAUCACCGAGACGCUGGGAUGCGUUUUGGCGCGGGACGAUUUGGUCACGCUGUGCGAGAACAACGUGAAUUUGCUGGAGAAGGUUUCUAGUUGGUGGUCGCGUAUUGGGCAGAACAUGCUGGAUAAAUCUGAUGCCGUUGCCAAAGUUGCGUUCGAAUCCGUCGGGAGGUUGUUUCAGGAGUUCAAUUCCAAGCGAAUGAGCAGGUUAGCUGGGGAUAAGUUAGUGGAUAGUGAGAAUUCAGUAGCGAUUAGGUCGAAAUGGGUGUCUUCCAUGGUGGAUUUCGUUUGGAAGAGAAGAAAUGCUCUGAUGUCGCGCUCAUUGAUCUUGCCAGUAGAAACCUUCAGGGCUACUGUUUUCCCACUCGUGUACUCUGUGAAGGCUGUGGCAUCGGGGAAUGUAGAGGUGAUCAGGAAGCUCUCCAAGGCUGCAGGUGGUGCUAAUGGCACCGUGGUGGACUCCAAUGCUGAUAAGCUUGUUGGGGUUUCUGAUGUGGUGACGCAUUUGGCGCCGUUCCUGGGUUCCUCUUUGGAUCCUGCGCUGAUAUUUGACGUGGGAAUUAAUAUGUUAUAUUUGGCGGAUGUGCCUGGAGGGAAGCCUGAGUGGGCCUCUCAGUCGAUUAUCGCGAUUCUGACUCUUUGGGACCGGCAAGAGUUCUCUUCAGCGCGGGAGAGUAUUGUUAGAGCAGUUGUUACGAAUCUCCAUCUUCUUGAUCUUCAUAUGCAGGUUUCAUUGUUCAAAAGGCUGCUUGUUAUGGUUAGAAAUUUGAGGGCAGAAUCAGACCGUAUGCAUGCUUUAGCGUGUAUUUGUCGAACUGCACUUUGUGUUGACCUUUUUGCGAAGGAAAGUGUUCGAAGAGGCCAAAAACCUCUUGUAGGAACUGAUAUUGCUUCUCUCUUCGAAGAUGCAAGGAUCAGAGAUGAUCUCAACAUUGUGACCAGUAAAAGUUUAUUCAGAGAGGAGCUGGUUGCUUCAUUGGUGGAAAGUUGCUUCCAGCUAUCUCUACCUUUACCUGAGCAAAAGAACUCCGGAAUGGAGAGCAGAGUGAUUGGGGCUCUGGCUUAUGGAACUGCUUAUGGUGCGCUAAACUGGACAGAACCAGCUCUGGAGGUUGUGGAAGUUUGUAAGCCUUGUGUUAAGUGGGACUGCGAUGGCAGGACAUAUGCAAUUGACUGCUAUCUUAAAUUGCUAGUUAGGUUGUGCCAUAUCUAUGAUACUAGGGGAGGUGUAAAAACUGUAAAAGAUGGUGCUUCUCAAGAUCAAAUCUUAAAUGAGACAAGAUUGCAGAAUCUUCAACGUCAACUUGUCAAGGAUCUUCGAGAGGUGCAUACCCAACGAGUAUGUCCACGAGUCAUAUGGGCUAUCGCCGAACAUAUUAACUUAGAUGGGUUGGAUCCUCUUCUAGCUGAUGACCCUGAAGAUCCUCUGAACAUGAUAAUAUCAAACAUCCACAAAGUUCUUUUCAACAUGGAUUCAUCUGCAAGUACAACAAAUAGACUCCAAGAUGUUCAAGCAGUUCUUUUAAGUGCUCAGCGGUUGGGAUCCCGCAAUGCUAGGGCUGGCCAGUUACUGUCCAAAGAGCUUGAGGAAUUCAGAGGCAGUAAUUUGGCCGAUUCCGUGAGCAAGCAUCAGUGCCGCCUGAUUUUACAGAGAAUUAAAUAUGUUCAGGCUCAUACUGAUAGCAGGUGGGCUGCAGUCAAUGAGGCUAGAGGUGAUUACCCGUUUACCCACCACAAACUAACUGUCCAGUUUUAUGAAGCUGCUGCUGCUCAGGACAGAAAGCUGGAAGGAUUAGUCCACAAGGCUAUCUUAGAGCUUUGGAGGCCUGAUCCGAGUGAAUUGACAGUAUUGGUAACCAAAGGAGUCGACUCGUCAUUGCUCAAAGUUCAACCUCCUGCAUCCACUUUGUCUGGGAGUAGUGAUCCGUGCUAUGUCGAAGCUUAUCAUCUGGCUGACUCUGGUGAUGGAAGGAUAACACUGCAUCUUAAGGUCUUAAAUUUGACAGAACUUGAAUUGAAUCGGGUGGAUAUUCGAGUUGGCUUGUCGGGUGCAUUGUAUUUCAUGGAUGGAUCUCCCCAAGCUGUACGGCAGUUGCGUCAUCUUGUUUCACAGGACCCAGUGCUCUGCAGCGUGACAGUUGGGGUGUCCCAUUUCGAAAGCUGUGCUCUAUGGGUUCAGGUCCUAUACUAUCCAUUCUACGGUAGCGGUGCAGCAGGAGACUAUAAUGCCGACUAUAUUGAAGAAGACCCUCAGAUCCUCAGACAGAAGAGGAGCUUAAGACCAGAACUCGGAGAGCCAGUGAUCCUGAGAUGCCAGCCGUACAAAAUUCCGCUCACCGAACUCCUCUUGCCUUACAAGAUUUCACCAGUUGAAUUCUUUCGCCUUUGGCCUAGCUUACCUGCUGUAGUGGAGUGUACUGGUACUUAUCUCUAUGAAGGCAGUGGCUUCAAGGCAACUGCUGCGCAGCAAUAUGGCUCCUCUCCAUUCCUUAGUGGGCUGAAGUCAUUGUCUUCCAAGCCUUUCCACAGAGUCUGCUCCCACGUAAUCCGCACAGUGGCAGGAUUUCAGCUUUGCUAUGCUGCAAAGACAUGGUUCGGAGGCUUCCUUGGGAUGAUGGUAUUUGGGGCUAGUGAAGUGAGCCGGAACGUCGAUCUGGGCGACGAGACGACUACCAUGAUAUGCAAGUUUGUUGUUCGAGCAUCCGACGUUUCAAUCACCAAGGAGAUCGAGUCGGACUUACAGGGAUGGUUGGAUGACCUAACCGAUGGUGGGGUAGAGUACAUGCCGGAGGACGAGGUGAAGGAAGCAGCGGCAGAACGGCUGAGGAUCUCAAUGGAGCGGAUAGCAUUGCUGAAAGCGGCGCAACCUCCACCGAAAUCCGAAGUGGAAGAAGAGAAUGAGGACGAUGACGAUGAGGAAGAGAGGAAGAAAAAUGAGAAGAAAGAUGGGGAGGGGAAAGACAAAGCCAAGGAAGAGAAGAAAGGGACGCUGUCGAAGCUGACGGCCGAAGAAGUUGAACAUAUGGCGCUCCAGUCGGCUGUUCUGCAAGAGUGGCAUACUCUAUGCAAGGAGAGGAGCACCAAAAGCUGA